UGUAACUAAUUAAAAAGGAACAAUCAAAUUCCUCCAGCGCACAAUAUACAAAACCAACAAUAGUGUGUGUAAAUCCAGCUAAUUUUCUCAAGCUUUCAAUAAGCUUUAAUCAGUUUUUUUUUUUUUUUUUUGGCUUAAAAGCUUUAAUUAGUGGAAGUUAAAAACGUGAAAUACUGACAAGUUUCCAAGUAUUAAAAAGUUAGGUGGUAUUGUCACAAGAAUAAAUGUUGGGUGGUCAUAUUGGCAAUUUAAUGCUUUCUAAUUUUAUGAUAUUCGCAUUAACCUUGCUUUGCAGUUUGUUCAUAUAAAAACACUGAAGUUAAUUUCAGAAACAAUUUCCUUAAUCAUGUUAAAGAGGAAAAACAAGAAACAUUUCCGAUUUCCUUUUUAACUUGCUAACAUUAUUAAGCUGGGCCACGAUUUACCCACUUCAAUUAAAUUUGCUUAAGUAGUGUGUGCUGCAGUGUGCAUAUAAACAAGUGCAGUUCCUUCUGCUAGCAAAGUAACCAUCACAGAAGUGUAUCUUAAUCAAACGCCUUACUCAAAUGCCUUCCAUAAAUUUAUUUGAAGAUUCCUUUCCCGGGUUGGCGUCUCAUGGACCAACUCGUUCGGCUUCAAAAACUCUCUUUACCAUCUUUUGCCUUCUCAUCCUCCAUUACUUGCUGUUCAAGAAACGUUAUGUCCGGUUGCUUAGGAACUUGCCGGUUCUCCGCAUGCUCCCCGGUCUGCUCAUGACGCUCCACCGGGUACAUGACUUCACCGUCAAGAUUCUUGAAUUCUCCGGCAUGACCUUUCUUUUCAAGGGACCGCCGUUCGCUGGCAUGGAUAUGCUGCUCACGGCUGAUCCAGACAACAUUCAUCAUAUAAUGAGCUCAAACUUCUCAAACUACAUCAAAGGACCGGGGUUGCAAGAGAUUUUCGACGUGUACGGAGACGGGAUAUUCACCACUGAUUCAGAGAUGUGGAAGAACCUGAGAAAGUCUAGUCAAGCCAUGCUCCAUCACCAAGAGUUUCAAAGGUUUUCAGUGAGUACCAUGACGAGUAAACUCAAGUGUGGGCUUGUUCCUCUUCUCAAUCAUUUUGCUGUGGAAGGAACAGCUGUGGACUUGCAAGAUGUGUUUGGAAGACUCACUUUCGAUACAACGUUAAUCCUUAUAACCGGUUCUGAUCCUAGUAGUCUCUCUAUUGAGAUGCAUGAGGAUGAAUUAGCUAAGGCUCUCGACGAUACUGGAAAAGGGAUUUUGAGUAGGCAUGUUAAGCCUAGGUUCUUGUGGAAGAUGCAGAACUGGAUGGGUUUGGGACAAGAGAAGAAGAUGAGUCAAGCUAACGCAACUUUUGACCGUGUGUGCUCCAAAUACAUAUCAGCCAAGAGAGAAGAGAUCACCAAAUCACAAGGGCUUCUUGAUAUGACCAAUGGAGAAGGUGAGGAUCUCUUAACUUCCUUGAUGAAGCUGGAUACAACAAAGUACAAGCUCUUGAAUCCGAGUGAUGAUAAGUUCCUUAGAGACACUAUCUUAACCUUCAUUAUAGCGGGGAGAGACACAAUCGCCUUCACUCUCUCUUGGUUCUUCUGGCUUCUCUCUGAAAAUCCACAUGUGGUAGCCAAGAUUCGUCAAGAGAUCAUCGACACUGAUCUACCAAGAACAGGGAAUGGCCAAGAGAAUCUGGACAAGUUGGUGUAUUUACAAGGUGCCUUGUUUGAAGCAAUGAGACUCUAUCCACCAGUUUCCUUCGGGCGCAAGUCUCCUGUCAAAUCAGAUGUGCUUCCAAGUGGGCAUAAGGUCGAUGCGAACUCUAAGAUUAUUAUAUGUCUUUAUGCGCUGGGGAGGAUGAGAGCGGUUUGGGGGAAAGACGCAUUCAAAUUCAAGCCAGAGAGAUGGAUUGCUGAGAAUGGAGGUCUAAGACAUGAGCCUUCCUCCAAGUUUAUAGCGUUUAACUCUGGUCCAAGAACUUGUCUAGGUAAGCAUUUAGCUAUCACUCAGAUGAAGAUGGUGGUCGUGGAGAUAUUACAAAAGUAUGACGUUGAGGUUAUCAAAGGGCAGAAGAUUGAGCCAGUUCUUGGUUUUAUGUUGUCGAUGAAGCAUGGACUUAAAGUCAAAGUUGCUAAGAGACGUUCAACUUGAAUUAAUGAUGUAAGAGUUAAAUCACUGCUAAUGUGUUGCAAUAUAUUAUCAAUAACG
Brassica napus (rape) is the source of this 2180-nucleotide messenger RNA. Its product is annotated as alkane hydroxylase MAH1-like. The transcript has a single exon. The record is from RefSeq and is a predicted model, not a curated record. Bases 546 to 2123 code for a protein of 525 amino acids. Gene Ontology annotation, molecular function: monooxygenase activity; iron ion binding; oxidoreductase activity, acting on paired donors, with incorporation or reduction of molecular oxygen. Lineage: Eukaryota; Viridiplantae; Streptophyta; Magnoliopsida; Brassicales; Brassicaceae.